GAUGAUGCUCUUUUGUAAGAGACAGGUGGCUACUGGAGAUACAGGGGAGAGCGGCUGAGGACAGAGACGGGAGGAGGGAGCAACAGACGAGAGAAGUUGUGAGAGAUACUUUGGACUCAUGAUGGACAGAUGAACCGUAACACGGGCAAGAUGAAGAAACGUGUGCGUAUGCACACACGUUCACACACAUAAACCCACACAGACUCUGCAGAUGCUUUUGAAAAGCAUCAGGAGGAUGCAUGGCUUUUACUUUGGAGGACGGUGGAGAUGGACACAUUGUUUCCUCCUUGUUGUCUGGCUCACAUUGACGACAGCCUCUCCACCUGAAGAACUUGGCCAUUUCAUGGGAGACACUAAGGCAGUGUUGAAUGGCUGUGAAGACCACUGGACCCUGCAGGACACGGCCACCAUGCCCCCGCUCACUCAGAUGACUUUGUGUGUUGACAUCCGUGUGGUGGUCCCUGGAGCCUGGGUGGCCUUCUCUUACAAGUUGGGCCACGCACCCAGACCUGUCCUGGCACUGGAGGGGGAUGAGGAGGUGCUGUAUGUGUGGCUGCUAAAGGUCCGUCACAGAUUUCCUGUACGGCUGUCCCCAACACACUGGCACAGGGUGUGUCUGAGGAGAGACAUGUGGCAAAACUCUUUCAGCCUGGAGGUUGAUGGGGAAAUGGUGGCAGAGAGGAUCGUCAUCGCUAACGCCAUCCCCAACAAGGGUUCCCUCUGGCUGGGCUGCCGUCCCAGACACCAGCCGGCAGGUGCCGUGACCGCGGAGGUGGAGCUGUACCUGUUCCGCAUGUGGGCAGAUGUGCGCGACCAUGGGCCCUGUGAGGAUGGCACUGUGAUUGGCUGGAACUCUCAGUAUUGGGGCGUGACCAGUCCCAGGGCCAGUCAGAGAGACCCCAGCCUUCUGUGUGACCACAGACAGUUGAGACGUGGAGCACGUACUCACAGAAGCAUAACUGAUGUGUUCAGACCUGGAUUUGGACGGUCAUUCACGCCUCUGCCUGGUGAGCAGCUGUUUGACACACGCUUCCUUCCAAUUCUAACUUAA
Plectropomus leopardus (leopard coralgrouper) is the source of this 1051-nucleotide messenger RNA. NCBI's taxonomy places the organism in Eukaryota, Metazoa, Chordata, Actinopteri, Perciformes, Serranidae. The record is from RefSeq and is a predicted model, not a curated record.